This is a messenger RNA of Bursaphelenchus okinawaensis, 6805 nucleotides long. The record is from the annotation of a GenBank genome assembly. Lineage: Eukaryota; Metazoa; Nematoda; Chromadorea; Rhabditida; Aphelenchoididae.
AUGUACAAAACUGUGUUUGUUGUUAUAUUCUCGUCAUUGUUAGUAAGUUGCCUUUACUCCAACUUCAAAGUUUUUUGUAAUCCACAUCACUUUGUAUAACGAUUCAUAAUAAUAUUACCUUUGUUUCAUCUUACCAUUUCUUAAAACGUAGUAAUUCUUAUUGAAUUGACCUUAACAAUCGUUUGUUUAGAAAUGCUCCACUGCCCAAAUUGCCCUUCCCACACUGCCAACCCUAGCGCCUUUCACAUUGGCCACAUUACCUCCCCUAGUGCCAGCUCAACCGUCGGGUCAAGUCUUUCCCUUACAACCUGUAACAGUUGCCCCAGCUAUUACCCUCGGCACUUUAGCUCCAUUAGUGCCAUUAGGAUCGGUAACCACACCGGUACCAGUUUCAAAUCCCAUAGCUGGUGCUACUGUGCCAUCUCAAAAUGCGUUGUUAACGGUAGCAACAACAACCAUAGCAAAUUUGUUACCUACAUUACCUACUUUGGCAACAUUGCCUAGCUUGAUACCAGUAACGUCAGCCGCACCCUUUACUGGUAGCAUUAGUCCAUUAGUCAGAGGAGUGGAUGGCAAAUAUCAAAUCAAGGUAACUUUUAAUUUUAUAAUUUUUAGCUAAGUUACCUUGUUUUAAGCCUUUCAAUAUAUUGUGUGCAGGGACGUCGCUACGGUUUUUCUCUGGGGGGGGGGAGGGGGAGGUCGAAAAAAUUUUUUUGGUCCACAGUUUUAGCUGCUACCUGUGGAUUUUUUUUCGGAUCGGCUCUGGGGGGGAGUCACCCCGAACCACCCCCCCCAAACGACGUCCCUGAUUGUGUGCUGUAGACGUAUUUUAUUGUGUAGAUGUAUGUAUUAUGUUGUUGUAGAUUGGUCUUCUCUUCCCGAACAACUCAGAAUAUGUUAGAGAUAAAGAAGGCUUUGGCCAGUCAACUCCUGCUUUGGCAGUAGCUCUAGAUCGUAUCAAAAGCGAGGGUUUACUACCAAAUGUCAACUUUACUUUUGUCUAUUACUUUGACAAUUGUUCGCCCACGAAAGCAGCGGGAUAUGUGAUGAGGAUGAUCAAUGUGGACAAGGUUUCCGUUAUCUUUGGUCCACUUUGUACUAAUAGUAAGUUCUAACUAAUCACUUGUACUUUUCAUCAUAUGGUUGAGACCUCAUACUAGAUUUCUUAAAACUACUUACGGGAAAGUAUAGUAGCAUUACCAAUUUUAGGUGUAGUAGCAGCGGCGUCUGUGGCAUCUUCACAACUAAUGCCUGUUAUGUACUGGGGAGCCGGCUUUUCUCCCCAAGCUUUAAAUAUAAAUGAUUUCCCUACGCUCACAAGUGUCUCCAGUGGUACACUACCGUAAGUAAAAAUUCUUUUAUUUUUUUUAAUAAAAUUGUCUGUCUAACAUAAUGUAAAUUGGUUUUUCACUUGUUAAAUGUCAAUUUGUGGUUUUUAGAAUUGGAAAUGCAGUAUCAGCACUAUUAAAAUACUUUAAAUGGACAGAAUUCGCUCUACUUUAUACCACUUACGAGCAUUUAUCGUUCUGUAACGACCUACAAAGUGAUAUUGAGGUAGAUAACCAAUAUAUAUCGCAAAAGACUCAAAAAAUUUAAAAAACCUUUUGUACACUGAUAUCAUAAUAUUCAAGUCAAAACACUUUUUUAUCUUUUCAUUUUAGGCUUCAAUACAAUCCAAUGACAGUAGUAUCUACAUCUCGUACAGACAUGUGAUGACGCCAACAAUAGAAGGCUACAGGUCCUAUUUAAAACAAGCCAAAAGCAUAGCCAGAAGUAAGAAUUUAGUUUUCAAACUUUUAAGUUUAAAUUGCCAUUUCAUUUUUACGUUCUUCUCAAUAUUGUCAUACUCAAACACAACUUGUUAUUGACCCAAUGAUCAAUUCCAAUCUUGUAUGUCUUCUAAACACACAUCAUAACACACACUCAAAUGUCAUCAACAACACGAAAUAAUGUACUCUAAAUUUUUAGUCUUUGUCGUAUGUACUGAAUUCGCCAAAGAUCAACGUGACUUCAUGUUGGCAGCGUACGAUGAGGGAUUGGCUACUGACGAGUACAUGUUCAUCUUUACUGUAGUAGCCAAUUACGGUAUACAAAGCAUAAACGGCACUAAAAGGUAUAGCGCUGAUGUAUGGAGUAACCCAAUGGAGAACGAUGGUAGAGAUAACAAUGCAUAUGAAGUAGCAAAGAGAUCAUUUACCAUUGAUUUUGCCAUUUCCAAUGAUACUGUAAUCCAAAACUUUGCCCAAAAGGCCAAUGAGAAGUUGGGGAAAGAGCCGUUUUACUGUGAUGACAAUUGUAUGGGUACUCCAAAAAAGGUUAGAAAAUUGGAUUUUUUGAUUUUAUUGAUACUACUUGAGUACUUUGUCUUUUAUGUACCUUGGUUAAUUGUAAAGUCAUGUUACAGUAGUUUACAUCCAAAUUUAAAAUAUUUUAGCUAUCAGCCUAUGCCGGUCCACUACAUGACGCCUUCUAUGUUUAUGCCAAAGCUUUGAAUAAGACAUUUCAAGAAGGAAAAGAGAGCCAGAUCUCCAAUGGUACCUUCAUUUCUGAACAAAGCCAGGUUUCCUUUGAUGGUAAGCUUAUCAAAAAGUAUUUACAAUGAAAAAGGUUACUUAAAACUGUUUAUAUUCAUUAAAAAGCAAGAUGAAAAUUUGAGUCGUAUUUUACAUAUAUAUUUUCUUAUAGGUAUAUCCGGCCAAGUGAUAAUGAGCAAGAACGGAACUCGAAUCCCUAGUCUUAUUGUUUAUGGCGUGGACGCAUCACGCAAAGCUCAGGUGUAUUUGGAAAUAAAUAUCACAGAAUCGAGCGAGGCUGUAAGUGGCACAACAUAUUAACUAUUACUAACAUUAAUAAUUACUACUAUUACAUUUCCUAGCAAUACACAGUGUGUGGUCUAAUAAGAGGAGUACCUGAGCUACUACAACCUAAACCUUUAUAAAAUAAAUCUUUAUUUCCUUAUAAGCUUCUUUUAAAGUUAAUACUACAAAAUUUUAUGGACUGUAUAUACAUGUCCAUUAUCAUAAUAUAAAUAUCUCCGUUAACCAGCUUAUUAGACAUCGCAGCCAAUGAUCAUAUUACAACAUCAUAACUAUGUUUUUAGAAAGUCAUCCCCAAAAAUGAUCAGCCAAUAAUGUGGGAUAUGCGAAAAGACAAGAAGGCCCCCCUAUCUAGACCAGUUUGUGGCUUUAAUGGCAAUGAAUGUCCUAUGAGUAUUGGUGCUUACAUUGGAAUUGGUGCUGCGCUGGUCGCUUUAGUACUGUUAAUCAGCGGUGGUGUUGCGCUUUAUUUUUUACGGUAAGUAUUUACAAUGAAAGUACAAACUUAUUACUUAAAACGUUUUGAAAAUACUAUUGCACUUUACAAAAGUAAUAUUAUUUUAAAGAUGCCAUAACACAAAAAUAGCUAAAAUCAAACAGCACUUCUUUACAGCCAUUUUUUGAACAACAUACACCUGAAAUCCUUUCAGUGAGCGCCUGCGGGAGCAAAAUCAAUCCAAACUAGAAUGGGAAGUGCCGUACCAUUCUCUGGGCAAGGUGGAGGAAGAAGCCCCGGAGGCGAUUAAAAGUAUGCGUUCGAUUGCCAGCGGUCAAAGCAACGGAAGCAAGACAAAUGCCAGUGAAAACUUUACAGAAACAGAAUCCCACUGCUUCUUCACCUUCAGAAGAAACGUGGUCUUCGCCAACAAGCAUCCAGUCAGGAUGAGGCUGACCAAACAGGAUGUGCAGAGGAUCAAAAAUGUAAGGAACAUGACAUUGUUAACCUUCAUAGUGACUAGAAAGUAUUAAAAAAUAACUAGUAUUAACAGGUUGACACUUUUGUUGUUUUAGUUACGACAAUUUGAUCACGAUAAUGCCAACCGGUUCCUUGGCAUUUGCCUAGAUGGACCUGUAAUGUAUUCUGUAUGGAAAUAUUGUCAGCGUGGGUCAUUACAGGUAUGUUAAGGUACAUUUCAACAAAACAGUUUGUCAACUUAAGAUUUAGUAAAACAAGUGUCACUGGCCAAUGGUCUUCAUAAUAAUCUGUCAAAUAGAUGAUAAAACAACCUUUCAGGAUGUUUUGAGCAAAGAAAGCUAUGUUCAUGAUCAAUUCGUAAUGUUCGCUUUGAUGCGUGAUAUUUGCAACGGUCUUCUAGCAAUCCACAGCUCUGACAUUGAAGUACAUGGAGCUUUGUCCUCAAUGUGCUGUUUGAUCAGCGAUCGAUGGCAGGUCAAGAUUGGCAACUUUGGUUUAGGCCCAAUUAGGGACCAACAACCUAUCAAAAGAAAAGGUAAUAACUUACGCUUACCUUUUGUUAUCCAUGGUAUUGACUUGUUAAAGCUUUUUGUAAAAGCACUGAAAUUGAGACAAGAUCUUCUUUAUGGCUAUAUCAACUUCUUCCAUCAGUUAAAACAGUAAAAAAACACACAAUAGUAUAAAUAAUAAUAAAACCAACAUUUUAUAUAAAAUAAGUAACAAACAAAGAAAUCUCUUCGUAAACAUAACUUUUUGUCAUUUAAUUUACAAUAACCUACCUUCAGAAUACUUGUGGAUGGCUCCAGAGCUGAUUCGAGUAGACGAUCGUCACGGAACCCAAACAGGUGAUGUAUACAGCUUUGCCAUUAUCUGUUCCGAGCUUUUGAACAGAGAAAUCGCCUGGGAUGCUUCAGAAAAUGACGAUGACAUCGAUGGUAAGACUUCUGAAAUUAAAUCCUAUAAAGAUUUACAUGUUUAAAGUUAUUUUUGUUUAAAAAUAGACUCUAAAACAAUUUUUGUCGCAAAAUCCAAGAAAAUUGUCAGCCAUUUGAGUCUUAUGCCACCUUGAGAAUUUAAAAUGCAGAAAAACAUUGUAACUGUUAUUUUACUUACAGAAAUCAUUUAUCGACUGAAGCGAGGCGGAGCGACACCUUUCCGACCAAACAUUCAUCCACCAGAUGACGUUGACACCAACAUUGUAAGUCAAUCCAUAAACCCUACAAAAAAACGAGUAAAAAGGCAUAAAAAAGUAAGAUAAAUGAUAAAAGAACGUUCUAAGAUACAAAAAACGGCGUUUAACUUCUUUAGGUAUUGCUGAUCAAAGAUUGUUGGGCCGAAAUCCCGGAAAACAGACCUACCAUGGAGAACGUCAGAGUCAUGUUGAAGCAGUUACUCAAAAACAAGUAAGUCUUUGACAUAGAAGUGUUAUUUUACUUCAAUUUUGAAUUUCAAAAACAUUUUUCGACAAAAUUUUGUCAAAUCUUUUGAUUUGGACGAAUUGCCACAAUCGAAUUUUUAAAAAAGUUUUUGUGGAGAAAUAAUGUAAAUGUUAUUUUAGCAAACAAAACUUGAUGGAUUAUGUGUUCUCGAUGUUGGAGAACUAUGCUGGCUCCUUGGAACAAGAAGUUGAACAAAGAACUCGAGAACUGACAGAAGAAAAGAAGAAAAGCGACAUAUUGUUGUAUAGAAUGAUGCCUCAGUAAGUCUACACAUAGGAUAAGGUGUAUAUUAAUAAUUGUUUGCUUAGUUUUUUUCUAAAUAUAAAAAUAUAUUAAAUAAUAAUUUUUUAGACAAGUGGCUGAUAAGUUAAAGCUGGGAGAAGUUGUGGCUCCAGAAAGUUUUGACAUGGUUACUGUCUUCUUCUCUGACGUCGUAUCUUUCACAACUUUGGCUUCAAAAUGUACUCCUUUACAGGUAAGGGAGCAAUGUCACUAAUAAAUAGCAAAAAGUCAGUUAAUUUUUAGGUUAUGUAUGAAGUUUUACUAUUUACGACUAAAAUAUAGUUAAGGAUGGGCUGCAACAUUAUAUAAAAUCUAAACUGAUUAAUCAUGAUUAUUUCAAAUUCUUCUCUAAUUGUUAAAGCAAUAUUAGGUUAAUGGCAAGAUUCUUUAGGUAGUAAAUCUACUGAACGACCUCUACACCAACUUUGAUGGUAUCAUAGACAGUUGUGAUGUCUACAAGGUGGAGACAAUAGGUGAUGGUUACCUGUGUGUGUCAGGGUUACCAAGGAGGAAUGGUGAUUUACAUUGUAAAGAGAUAGCCAACAUGUCCAUGGCUUUUCUGAAGAGCUUGUCUACAUUUAGAAUCGCCCAUUUGCCAAAUGAAAAGAUUAAUAUUCGAAUUGGAUUUCAUACAGGUAUGAGUUUGGUUGGUGUGGGACUAUCAGUUUGGACUAUAAUGGAAUUAGAAGCUUUUGUAUCUUGAUUUUAUGAUGAUGUUUACUAUAAUAUGAUGAUAUCGACCAAUAUCUUUUAGAAUAUAUUGUUGUUUUAGGACCAGUAGUAGCUGGAGUUGUUGGUUUGACCAUGCCAAGAUAUUGUUUGUUUGGUGAUACUGUAAACACGGCGAGUAGGAUGGAGUCAAAUAGUAAACGUAAGUCUGUUGAGAUUUUUGAAAGUUAAAGUUUUUUGUUUGAAAUUAUAUGUAAAAUGCGCCAAUGGACGGUUAACCUUAUAAGAGAUCCAAAAGUACCAAAUGACUAUUAAAAACCUUUAAAUCCUGAAUUUCAGCCGGUCGUAUCCACAUCUCAGCCUCGUCGAAUCAUUAUUUGACCGAGAUGAUAGGCGGGUACGGUACCGAAUCUCGAGGGGAGGUAAUGAUAAAGGGCAAGGGAUUAAUGGAGACUUUCUGGCUUCUCGGCAAAACAAAUGCUCAGGGAAUUAUCGUGGACGCCAUACCAGAACCACCAGACCCGGACAAGCUCAAGAUCUCCAGCGAGGUACCCUUAAUAUCUCCACAAAUGGUAGCAAACCCAGCUAUUGAGUACACGAAGAAGAACUCCACCUCUGGGAUUGGGGAUGUUACACCUGAUACUGAACGGGCUAACGACGUCUUUGGGGUACCAUUGUCGUAG